CGCAUCGCGCGCGGAGUGCCAAUGUGGGUGUUUCAUGACGCGCGCGUCAUUUACAGGUGUCCAUUAAAUACCGCGCGCAUCACGACCUCGAGGAAUGACGCGGAACUCGAAACGCUUUCUGUUUAUCCAGGUAAACAUUAGUGAAGACACGAAAGAACACACUCCUCUACCAACAAGUCUGCUGUUAACAUUCUGUGCCACUGACAACUGCCGCAACUUUAUUUGGAUUGAGUCACGUCCAGUCCAUUGAAACGGUGUCACGCGUCUGAAAAUGAACUCAUCAUGACUGGAAGACGCUUAUCAUCGUGACUGCCGAUGUCCUCUGGAGAUCUGAAGAGCCCUGAUCUGCUCAGCGGAGGAUCACAACACAGGAGGAGACCCAGGCACUGUGAGACUUUAGCAUUCCCUCAUUGCACCAGCUGUCAGCAAAAGAGCAUCUGCAGAUAUUCAUUUCUUCUUGUAAAAGAGGCCCUGGCAGACCGUCGGAAAGUGGCUCUUCAGUUUCCCUUUUGCAAUAUAUCGGAAAUCUUGCAUUUUCAUGAAACACAAUUCAAACUGACUUCUGGUUAACUUUGAGAAAAUGAGCUCAGCAAACACUUGGAUAGACUCUUAAUGGUUUUAAACUCCAGGAUUUGUAGAAAUAUGGUAGCUAUGAGACUUGGUGAGUGAACUCCACAACAUAAUCAGACUUUAAAUCCUCCCACUGGAUCCUGGAGGGCCAAACCUCAUCAAGGUGAUAAUCAUGGUGAUGUCGCAGGGCACCUAUACGUUUCUGGCGUGCUUUGCCGGCUUCUGGCUGAUCUGGGCUCUCAUUGUCAUGCUUUGCUGCUUUUGCAGCUUCGCCCAGCGCAAGCUGAAGCGCCGACGUGAAGAGAGGCUGAGGGAACAGUGCCUGCGGGCGCUGGAGAUGGAGCCUCUGGAGUGCACUGGAGGGGGAUAUCCUCCCAGGGAGCCCCCUCAGUUCUGCCCACCCAUUCAAAUGAUGUCUCCACAGCUGCCUGUAACACACACUCUCCCUCAGGCAAACUGGACUGUCCCUGAAGCAGAAACAGAUGUCUUUGGAAAACCUCCCUGCUACGAAGAGGCCGUAUUGAUGGAGGAUCCACCGCCCCCUUACAGUGAGGUUCUGGCGGACCCCAGGGGAGGAACUUACACCAAACCUUCAUCCAGGUCCUCCAGGGAGCACCAGGAGUCCGAGACCAGCAAGAUGGCCCCCGUGACCGUGUUUCCAGAACGUGGCUACUCCUCCCUAAUACGCCUACCUUCGGCCAGACGCUGGGACUCACUGGGGCACCUCCUGUCCACCAUGGACCUUAACCACAACAACCUGCCUGUCGAGCCUCAGGCCUCUGCCAUCGCCACAAUGCCUCGUGAGGGCCGGACUCACACAGACUUGGGCUUGCGGGGACUCCGUGGUCUGGAUCAACACUAUGGUUUGCCCACAGCCUUUCCCCUUUUGGGUCGAAGCACAGCGGUAUGAGGCCACAAAAAUAGACCUCCGGACCACUUUCUGAGAUGAACACUCACAAUGCUGAGUCAUAUGUGGUCUGAAGAGUCUGCCAGAGGCAUUUCGAACUCUGUCUUUUGGGGGCCGCAUCAGUUCAGGAUGAUUCAGCUUUGUUCAGGGGUUCAUUUGCAGAUCCAUCAUACUCACUUCUCUCUCGUCCUCCUCCUUGCUCUCCGUGGCAUCUCCACCUGAUGCAGAGCAGCAGCUAUUAUGUGAAUGCUGUUGCCAUGGCUCCCGGGAGCUGUCUGCAGCCCACCAACACCUCGCCCCUCACAUCAUCUCUUCUUCCUUUCUCAUCUGCGGCUCACUGAUAUAAUACAAAUGACAUUUCAAACCCUGUCUUUGUGACAUGGGGUAAAAUACAGUAAAGUGCGACAUGGUGAAAUGACAGUGGUAGGUCCGUACUGUAGCUACACAAUGCUGCUCAGCUGUACAAAAAUGUUUCAUAAACUGGGAAACAAUACCUGGCAUCUCUUUCUGGAUUUUCUGCCAGUUCUUUUCUCGAGAAGGAGCCUGAACUUUGGGGGUGGAUGGAAAAGCUUCAAAGUAA
Molecule: messenger RNA, 2057 nt
Organism: Sinocyclocheilus rhinocerous
Lineage: Eukaryota; Metazoa; Chordata; Actinopteri; Cypriniformes; Cyprinidae
Product: proline-rich protein 7-like
Exons: 3
Coding region: 743-1480 (245 amino acids)
Source: RefSeq, a predicted model, not a curated record